Candida tropicalis MYA-3404 is the source of this 2004-nucleotide messenger RNA. It is a transcript of the gene GZF3, whose product is annotated as Gzf3p. Lineage: Eukaryota; Fungi; Ascomycota; Pichiomycetes; Serinales; Debaryomycetaceae. Bases 1 to 2004 code for a protein of 667 amino acids. The record is from RefSeq and is a predicted model, not a curated record. The transcript has a single exon. Gene Ontology annotation, biological process: positive regulation of transcription by RNA polymerase II; negative regulation of transcription by RNA polymerase II. Gene Ontology annotation, molecular function: DNA-binding transcription factor activity, RNA polymerase II-specific; zinc ion binding; RNA polymerase II cis-regulatory region sequence-specific DNA binding.
AUGUCUAUGAGUGAUAUUCAACAUCGUCCUCAACCAACUACAUCUGGUACUGCAGAUACUCCUGCCCCUACUGCAACAUCAACAACAACAUCUGUUUCAGCAACAUCUAAUGGUGCUCAUGUUGCAAGAUCUUCUACUCCUCCAAUUCACCCACUUAGUAAACAUGAAGUUGUUGAACAGAAACAGAAACCAACUGUCAAUCCAAUUCCUCAACCUCAACCUCAACAGUUGCCUACUCCUCCAGUAAAGAUUACUGCCAAAGAAUCACCUGCAGCACCUGCAACAUCAACUAGUAAUACUACCAGUGCAAGUGCAAGUGCAAGUGCAACUACAGCCACUUCAAAGAUAAAUAUAUCUGGACCAAUCUGUGGGAACUGUCAAACACAAACUACACCAUUAUGGAGAAGAGAUGAAACUGGUCAAGUCUUGUGUAAUGCUUGUGGAUUGUUUUUGAAAUUACAUGGUCGCCCAAGACCAAUCAGCUUGAAAACUGAUACUAUCAAAUCUAGAAAUAGAGUAAAACAAAAUGGAACCAACCUGUCAAGUAAAUCCUCGGGUCCUAAUACACCAGAAUUAAAGUCAAAGGAUAAGAGCAGUAAAAAAUCUCCAAAACUGAAGAAAAAAUCAAACAUGAAUGGAUCUAAUAGUAAUAAUACUAAUGCAUCUUCUUCAUCAUCAUCAUCUUCUUCUUCUUCUUCCGAUAAUAAUAAUAACAACAACAACAACAGCAACAACUCACAUAAUGUUACUACAUUGACUCCAUUAUUACCUGCCACUGCAAACAACACUCCUUCUGUGUUCAAGAAUAAUUUAGGUCAAUCAUUACAUAACCAUCAUCAUUUGCCUAAUCAUGUAUUACAAACACAUCAAGUUCCAUUACAUUAUCCUUCUUCUACUCCAACUCAAUUUGCUCCUGGUUUACAAAGAAUCACUUCUCCAUUGUUGUUGUCUACAUCUUCAGCAGUUAGAAAUGAGCCAAGUGAUCGUAAAUUGACUCCAAUGCAAGCAGCUGCUGGAGCAUUAGAAAACAUGUCUAAUGAAUUGGGUCCAAGUGCAACUUUUAAGAAAGGUACUAAUGUCAAUGGAGUUUCUUUGAUGAAUUCUGGAAAGAAAGAUGUCAAUUCAAGUAAUGGAUCUUCUUCUAUCUUCUCAAGUGUUGCUCCUCCAACUGUACGAAAAUUGCCACCUAUUGGAUCAACGAUUGGUUCUCCUUCAUCCUCAAGUUCAAUUGUUUCUCAACCAUAUAGUAGAUCUUCGACUCCUUUGCAAUCAUUACCUCCAUUACACAAGAUGGCCUCGGCUGAUUCUUCAUUACCUUCUAUUCAAAACAUUUCAAGUUUUUCACAAGGUGGUUCUAACAAUGAUAGUAAUAAUCAACCACUUGACAAAUCAUCAAAUGAAUCAAAUAAAGAUGGAAGUAACGCCAGUAACAAUAAUAGCAGUAAUAAUAAUAAUAACAACAACAACAACAACAACAACAAUUCAACAAAUUUCAAUGUUAAUGCUCAUGAAGUUACUUUAUUAAAGACAAGAAUAUCCGAAUUAGAAUUGGUUAAUGAUUUGUACAGAACUAGAAUCAUGGAAUUGGAAGCUAUGGAACAAGCAGCUAGAUUAAGAGAAAAUUCAAUGAAGAAACGAUUAGAAGAAGUUAUGUCAUUACAAUCAAGUUAUCAACAAAUUACAAAUGGUCUAAGUUCAUCUCAUUUGCAACAACAACAGCAACAACAACAGCAACAACAACAGCAACAACAACAAUCAAUGCAACCACUUUCUACAUCAGUACAUCCUCCUCCUCAACAACAACAAUAUCAAGCACCUCAACCUCCUUCUCAACAACAAAGUAGUUCAAAUCCAAUACAGGAAAAUAAUUCUGUUAAACUAGAACAACAACAAAGUACUGUAUUACCACCAAUUCAAACUAAUGAAUCAGUUGUAUUACCACCUUUAAAACGAGAUCAUGAUGAAGAAAUUAAUGAUAACAAUAAAAAACAAAAAUUAACUUAA